Molecule: messenger RNA, 971 nt
Organism: Lentinula edodes (shiitake mushroom)
Lineage: Eukaryota; Fungi; Basidiomycota; Agaricomycetes; Agaricales; Omphalotaceae
Exons: 1
Coding region: 159-770 (203 amino acids)
Source: RefSeq, a predicted model, not a curated record
CAAAAAAAUAUCAGUUGAAAAUACAGAAUCGCGUGCAAUGCAGGACCUUCCCGAAUUUACCCAGUAUGUUUCGUCUUAUAAUAUUGGUCUAAUUUUGACAUUUUAUAUUAUGUAGGCACGGACCCGCACCUAUUGAUAUAGUGAAGCACAGUGUAGAUAUGUUUCAAAACCUAUUGCACACAUCACACACCCCAACUUCUAGCCCGGAGAGCUUGAGGGUCUUCCGCCUAAUCUUGAGCCGCUGUUGCAUACAGGUAAAAGCCCGUGUAGAUGCGGCCCACUUUCUUCUCCAUUUCUACGGCGCUAUGACCCUCACCAGCGUUUUCAGAGACUGGUCUCCUCGGCCUGAGGAUGUGUUGGAGUCUCAUGAUCCCUGGGAGGCAGUAGAAGAUCCGUGUCUUGUGCAUGAAUUGCAACAAGAACGCAUUCCGAUGCAGUUUUUCAAGGGCCAGAUGCUUUUCCAUUUCGGAGUUAAAACCGCUACUCACUGGAUGGAAACCUUGCGCAAAACACUUGAGGAAUUAGUGGACGCCACAAAUCGGUAUGCCUUGAAGGAUUCAUCAGGACCCCAUCUCACUAGAAUGGCGAAAGCGAUGAGAACACUGGCACAUCUUCUGAAUACCCAGCCUAUUCAAAAGAUUUUCGAUUCACGGUCUCUCCAAACACAAUUGGACAUGCUGCGUAAGAGGAGAUCUCACCUUUCGAUUGAUGUAGUGCCAGCCGGCUUAGUUUUGAAGAUUAUUGGUAAGAUGACUUCAGUCUAUCAGUAGGAUUUGUAGAAAAUAUUCUGCGAAACUGACACCAUUCUGUAGAAGAUGAACGUCAAAUCGGCGAGACAGCAGGACAUCAUGUACUGCGUUAUCUUUUUUCGUUGGUUACGUGGUAUAAGGCAGCCACAGUAGAUCUUCCCAGCCUCAUGAGGCGCUUGGCCAAUACCCCUCCAGUUCUAUAUAUCGUACGGAUUCCAGUUC